AUGGCAGGAUGGGAUCUACUUAAAAUAUUGCUUGAUGAAGUCCAAGAACAUUCCACCCUUAUCGGAAAGGUCUGGUUGACUGUGCUUUUCAUCUUUAGAAUUCUAAUUCUCAGCUUGGCAGGAGACUCAGUUUGGGGAGAUGAACAGUCUGAUUUCAUCUGCAAUACAGAACAACCUGGUUGCACCAAUGUCUGCUAUGAUAAGGCUUUUCCAAUCUCGCAUAUAAGGUAUUGGGUUCUGCAGUUCCUUUUUGUCAGCACUCCAACUUUGAUUUACCUUGGACAUGUAAUUUACCUGUCUAGGAAAGAGGAGAAACGGAAACUCAGGAAUAAUGAAAUGAAGGCCAUUGAAGCGACAGUGUCAAAAGUAAAGAGUGACAGUAAAAAUGAAUCUCCUACUAAGAAGUUUAAGAUUCAAGGAGCAUUAAUGUGUACCUACACAAUUAGUGUUGUCUUCAAAAGUGUCUUCGAAGCUGGAUUUGUUUUUGGUCAGUGGUACCUUUAUGGCUUUGUGAUGCCUCCAGUCUUUGUGUGUUCUAGGAUGCCUUGUCCCCACAAGGUGGACUGUUUUGUCUCCCGUCCUAUGGAAAAAACUAUUUUCAUCAUCUUUAUGCUAGUGGUGUCCCUCAUCUCUUUGCUUUUGAACUUGCUGGAACUUGUCCACCUGGGCUGUAAACAGUUUCAUCAAACUGUUAAUACUGGAGUACCUUUCCAUCCUACCAGGUGCUACACAAACACACAGUCAAUCAAUCUUCCUUAUCUCCAUCAAUCUUACCAUCAUCCUACAGCAAGCAACCAAGAAACAGAGCUGCCAGUUUACAAGAACCCUGAAAGUACCAAUUGGCCUAGUAUUAACACUGAAGAGCAGGUGAACUGUCUAGAGAAAGACAAGGCAUCCUCUGAGUGCUGGUCCCAAAGUGGUUUAUCUGUGGUCGCUACUAAUGCUCCUAGUUUAAAGGCCAACCUGGCUUCCAAUUCAAGCAGUUGCCAGACAUCAAGCAAACAACAGUACGUCUAA
Nanorana parkeri is the source of this 1017-nucleotide messenger RNA. RefSeq names its product gap junction alpha-2 protein-like. Gene Ontology annotation, cellular component: connexin complex. NCBI's taxonomy places the organism in Eukaryota, Metazoa, Chordata, Amphibia, Anura, Dicroglossidae. Gene Ontology annotation, biological process: cell communication. The transcript has a single exon. The record is from RefSeq and is a predicted model, not a curated record. The coding region runs from base 1 to 1017 and encodes 338 amino acids.